This is a messenger RNA of Lineus longissimus, 1009 nucleotides long. RefSeq names its product neuroguidin-like. NCBI's taxonomy places the organism in Eukaryota, Metazoa, Nemertea, Pilidiophora, Heteronemertea, Lineidae. The record is from RefSeq and is a predicted model, not a curated record. The transcript is spliced from 9 exons. Gene Ontology annotation, cellular component: nucleolus; small-subunit processome. Gene Ontology annotation, biological process: maturation of SSU-rRNA from tricistronic rRNA transcript (SSU-rRNA, 5.8S rRNA, LSU-rRNA). Bases 24 to 941 code for a protein of 305 amino acids.
CCUUCGAUGGUUUCAACUUGAAAAUGGCUAUGAUUGCGAAUGAUGUGCCGCCUGUCGUCAACACACUGCAAGACAUUCAGUCUAAAGUAAAUGAAGUGACUGAAAGCAUCAAAGCUGUGACAAAGAAAGUGGAGGAUGGAGACAUUGUCACUGCAAAGGGUAUCAGCUUCCUCGAAGUGAAGUAUCAUCUUCUACUCAGUUACCUCAUCAACCUCACCCACCUCAUGCUACAGAAGUCAACUGGGAACCAGAUAGAGGGACUGGUUGACAUCGAAAGGCUUGUGGAAAUUCGAACGGUUUUGGAGAAAAUGCGGCCAAUCGACCGGAAGUUAAAAUACCAGAUAGACAAAGUCAUAAAAACUGCUGUUACUGGAGCCCUAGAUAAUGACAAUCCUCUUAGAUUCAAGGCAAAUCCUGAAAAUAUGGUCAGCAAGUUCGGUGAGGAAGAGAAUGAGAGUGGAUCAGAUGAUGAUGAGGGAACAAGUAAAUCGAAGAAAUAUGUUCCGCCCAAACUGGCUUCAGUCUAUUAUGAUGGUGACGUAACACAGAAGGAUCGUGACGAGAUGAGACUUGCAAAAGCUCAGAAGAAGGCAUUAAGUGCAAGCAUCAUGGAAGAUCUGCGCAAUGAGUACCAUCACGGACCAGAAGAGGUCGCCAAUUCCGCUAUCGUUCAUUCAAGGAAACGAAAAAAUGAUAUGGAACACCAGCAGAAUUACGAAGAGGAUAAUUUCAUUCGUCUGUCAAUGACCAAACAGGAAAAGCAUGCACAACGACAAUCAGAAAUGUCAUCUGGUAUUGAUGGUAUCACAAAGUUCGGGAGUUUUGGAGCGCUAACGAUGACUGCAGCAGAUGUUGAGGGUGGUUCUGGACAGAAGAAGAGGAAACGUCUGUCAAAAGGAAAAGGCAGUAAGAAAGGUUCAAAGAAGAAGAGACGAUUCUAAUAGGACAUUUAAUCCAUGAUUUGGCUGUACAUUAGAUUAUCAUCAUUAAAAGUUGAUGUUUUAAAAUC